Pecten maximus is the source of this 1843-nucleotide messenger RNA. Its product is annotated as b(0,+)-type amino acid transporter 1-like. The record is from RefSeq and is a predicted model, not a curated record. The transcript is spliced from 3 exons. Gene Ontology annotation, molecular function: L-amino acid transmembrane transporter activity. The coding region runs from base 535 to 936 and encodes 133 amino acids. Gene Ontology annotation, biological process: amino acid transmembrane transport. NCBI's taxonomy places the organism in Eukaryota, Metazoa, Mollusca, Bivalvia, Pectinida, Pectinidae.
CAUAAUGCGUUUGAUCUGCCUUAACUAUACGCAUAAACUAUAUAUUGAACUAUUGCAUGGCUAAAGUGACUAUUCCACGGUCUUAUGCGAACUAUUGAGCACCUGUGACGUUUCGGAAUUCACUCCUAUCCUUUCAUGCGUCUAAGUCACUCAGAUGUCAACAAUGUCAGACGUCAGCCAUGACGACUUCUAGGCCUACAGCGAAGUCGAGAUUUAAGUGGUUAUGUAAUAAGAUAAGUAUAUAUAUGUGAACAUCGGUCGAUUACCAGUACCUUGUGUCAAAUAUAUAUAUUGCACAGGCACAGAUGCUAUAUUUGUAUACCACAUACAAUGUAAUGCAUUGGAUUACAAACCUAUUCUACCUUUACAUCUAUAUAGCUAUAUUUUGAAUUUUUCUCGAGCUAUAUGCCAACGUCAUCACUGACAUGUCUUAGAAAGACGAAUGAGCUGUAGUUAAAUUUAGCUAUACAAAAUCAAUUUUGUAUUAAAUGUGCGAAUACUUGAUGUUUUUUUUUUGUACAAUGUUUUCAGACUAUGCUCGCCCUGGUGUUUAUUAUGAUCAGUAAUAUACGAAGCCUGAUUACAUUCUUCAGUUUCGCAGCCUGGUUAUUUUACGGACUUACCGUUUUAGCAUUGUUGGUGCUGAGAUUCACGAUGAGGGAAGUUCAUCGUCCAAUCAAAAUCUUUAUUUUGCUUCCUGUGGUGUUCAUGGCAUUUUCCAUGUACCUAGUGGUAAUACCGAUAGUCCAAAAUCCCACCAGUGAGUUUCUGUACGCAUGCGCAUUUAUAUUCGGAGGUCUGGUGAUCUAUGUUCCGUUCGUGCACUUCCGGGUUGAUCGUGGCUGUUGCAAACCAGUUACCAGAUCAAUCCAAUGCCUGAUGGAAGUUGUACCAAGUCUUUACGACCUAGACGACGUGUCUGGAUACCAACCAUAGUCUUCAUCAUUUGUAAUUAGGCAAUUAUCAAUUACUCUCGGUUCAUAGCACAAUUUCAGACAUCACAAUUGUUGUUUUAGAUGUCUUAGCAUUUAUUCGUAAUACAUAUAUAAUACCAAGUUUGUUGACAGCUUUAAAUAGAUCAACAGCGAGCUUAUUUAAAAAAAAUAAUGCAAAUAUUACAGAACAGGGUUGCGUUACAAUUUGAUGAUAUGCAUACUUAGGUAUCUGUGUUUUAUUGUUUUGCUAGCCCACGUGUGUCAUUAUAUGAUUAUUUGAUAUCACGGUAUUCUGUUUACAUUUUAAUUGAUUGGUCUUUUGAUAAACCACAAACAGUUGUCGUAAUUGCUUACAUUUUAGUGAUUUACAGGUAAAUCUAGUGGAUUAAACGUACAAAAAAUUGAUAUUUGGAACAACUAAUAUAUUGCAUUUAUAACUAUGAUAUAUUGCCCGUUCAAUUAAUGGAUUACACGUAGACUGGAUGGAUUACACGUACAAUGGAUGGAGUACACGUACAAUUGAUGGAUUACACGUAUAAUGGAUGAUUUACACGUACGAUGGAUGUAACACACAUACACUGGAUGAAUUACACGUACAAUGGAUGGAGUACACGUACAAUUGAUGGAUUACACGCACAAUUGAUGGAUUACAAGUACAUUUGAUGGCUUAUACGUACAAUGGAUGGAGUACACGUACAAUUGAUGGAUUACACGUACAAUGGAUGGAUUAUACGCACAAUUGAUGGAUUACACGCACACUUGAUGGAUUACACGUACAAUGGAUGGAUUAUACGUACAAUGGGUGGAGUACACGCACAAUUGAUGGAUUACACGUACAAUGGAUAGAUUAUACGUACAAUGGAUGGAUUAUACGUACAAUGGAUGGAUUACACGUACAAUGGAUGGAG